Messenger RNA from Leishmania mexicana MHOM/GT/2001/U1103, 2790 nucleotides. RefSeq lists its product as hypothetical. Lineage: Eukaryota; Euglenozoa; Kinetoplastea; Trypanosomatida; Trypanosomatidae. The record is from RefSeq and is a predicted model, not a curated record. The transcript has a single exon. The coding region runs from base 1 to 2790 and encodes 929 amino acids.
AUGCUCUCGGAAUCCGAUGAAAGCACCUAUACGGUGCACGAGGUCCAUCAUGAUGACCACGGCGCCGUGUCAAAGCAGGUGGAAAGUCAGAAGGAGCCAGAGCCGAGCUCGCCGCUGGCGCACUACUACCGCCUCGGGACAAAAGAACGGCACACCUUUGACGAACACAUGCGCCAACUUCGGCAGCAGGUAGCUGCGGUGGAGCGGGAGCGGCAAUUCCGUGUGUCGCACCCGUUCCAGCCAAAGACCUGUACGCCCUCUGCCACUGCCAAAGACGCAGUCACGGGUGAAGCGCUGGCCGACAGCCCAGACCGUUUAGCACAUCCGGUCGCCUCUGGCAUCGGGUCGUUCUCGUCACCGUCGGACGUGCGUCCGGUCUUUGAUCGCCUUGCCGCGCAGGCGGUGCAGCUGGAGAUGCGGAGACGUCACCGCGAGGAACAGCGGCGGCGAGCCGAGGCAGCGUCUCUACGUGGUGCUUUUCAGCCCCAGAUCAACCACACAGCCCCCAUCUACGCUGAGCGCUUGCAGCACCUGGACUUGGCUCCUGUGGAGGAACGACUUCUCCACUACGGCGAGUUCGUCGCUCGCGAACGCCAACGGAAGCAGGAGCUCAAGGAGGUGGAGCAGGCAGUCGCGUGGCAGUCUACACAAGCAUCUCUGGUGGGUGCAAGUACCCCUCAGCUACGAGAUCCGGAGGAGCGUCGCCGACAGCAGGAAGAGUUCCUGGCGCGCAAUGACCGAUUUCUCGCAGAGCGGUCGAAGCACCGCCAAUACGCAGAGGCGGCCGCCGCGGAGGCCUUCACAUUUCAGCCCAAAAUCUCCGCUACGUCCGCUGCGCUUGACGAGGCCCGCCAGCGCUCUGCAAACGACGUCUCUACUGUCGAACUGGGCCAGCUCCUCAACCGCUCUGUCGACGCGCCGGGUCUUAGCAUCUCCAAGACCUCUGCCAGCGCUCGGCGCCGCAGCGACGCCCUCUACGCGUUAGCAGUGACUCGGCAGCGCCAGCGGAUGCAGAAACUGCAUCACAACAGCACUGACAGUGGUGAGAGCAUUGACGGUGUCGACAAAGGCAAAGCUGUCGAGGACCCGAAGGCGACCUAUCAGCCACUGACGAACCCGAUGUCAGAGAAGUGGAUCGCCGAAGGAGCGCACGGGCCAUUCUUCCAGGAGGGAUUUGUUCGUCGUCAGGCACUCUACGAGGAAGUGAAGCGGGAGGAGGCGGCACUCCGUGCCACCGCCACGCAGGAGCCAGAGCUCAGCAACGGCAGACCUGCCACGCACAAGGUGGAUGCACAGCAGGUGAAUCAGCGCCUUUACUACAACGCUAAAAUCGCGCGCGAGGCUGCGGAGCGGCGUAGACAGGCUCUGACGAGUGCACGUGAGUGUCCCUUCCGCCCACAACUGUCGCCGGGCACGAAGUACGUGCUGCAGCACAUGUCCUCCCGUGACGGCGAUGUUGUGAAGCGGUUGACGUCGCAGAGUGGCAGAACCCCGAGCCGCGGUGCCCGCGCUGCCGUUGACAGCGAGCUAUACGCUCCCGCACCGGCCCACCAGUCUCCCUUGCAGGGCCACUCUCGUAGCCCUUCACAACAAGGAAUGACCGAGGUGACGAACUCCACUGAGGUCGUGCAUGACACCCGGCAAAGAAGAAGGUCCUUGUGCACGGUGUCACCUCGAACAGAUGCGCGAGGCGAACAUGCCGACAGCAACGGUGACGAGCUACCGGCCCCGCAGCAGCAACAACAGCAACGAAAACCGCAUGGCCGAACUUUGACGCUUGACCAGGUGGAGCACUUUUAUCAGCGACAAAUGGCGGCUCUCCAGCAGCGGCAGGACGUGAUUCAAGAGCGCAGGGAGGGAAAGGCGAUGGAGGAACUUGUGGAAUGCACAUUUCGGCCCCGCACUAACACGGACCGACAUGUGGGUACAGAGGCUGGCGCGGGGGAGGUGGCGAGCACUGCGGUGUCCGUGAAUCACGUUACUGGUGUCUCGGCGUUUCUUGAGCGGCAGGCCGCCGCACGAGUACGCAAGGCGGAACACGACGAGCUCCUGCGCACCGUGGGCCUUCCACGGCACAAGCGUGUCGGGAGCAACGGAACAUCUUCGCGUAUCACGACCCUGACCCCGUUCAAGUUCCAGACGGAGGUGCGCCGCCAACGAUUGUCGAGCUCCCCGCUUGAGAACAACCAGAAUCGUGAAGCCGCCCCCUUUUCCAUCGCAGCGUUGACGACGGCAGAGCGCGCGUUGCACGAGGCGAUCGAGCAGUCGCGCCGGUACCCGCGCGCAAGCUCGCAGGCGCCGCUCUUUCCUCUUCCCGGGUACGCGCAUUCAAGCGAGGAUGGCGUGCACUUUGACGACCCCGGUCAUGUUGCGGCGGGGUCGAAGGGCGCCGAGGAGCCGACGUCACCCGUACCCCCUUUAAUGGUGUCAACGGAGAAGAAAAGGCGCGGGGAUGCAGCCGGUGUCGGGGUCGGCUACGAUCGUCCAUCGCUCUUCUCCUUGAUCUCACCGAAUACGUUCUCUGGUCGGAACCUGGGCUCCGCCGCUUACGAUUCCGGAAACGGAAAGGGCACGCCUGCGGGGCGCAACUUUGCCAGUGACAAGCCAUCACCAUCUGCCCUGAAAGGCUCCAGGCAACGCCUCACCGCUAGCGCGAAGCGGCACCGUCGAAACCGCUCCGUCUCCUUUGUGGAGGAGACCGCCGACGCGCCACUGGCAGGUGUGUCGCGCAGAGGUGGUAAGUCGUUUGCUGAUCCCGCCCACUUGGCGUUCCUCAGUGGAGAGCUGUGA